This is a messenger RNA of Penicillium lagena, 1815 nucleotides long. Its product is annotated as MFS transporter. The transcript is spliced from 2 exons. The record is from RefSeq and is a predicted model, not a curated record. Gene Ontology annotation, molecular function: transmembrane transporter activity. NCBI's taxonomy places the organism in Eukaryota, Fungi, Ascomycota, Eurotiomycetes, Eurotiales, Aspergillaceae. Bases 1 to 1815 code for a protein of 604 amino acids. Gene Ontology annotation, biological process: transmembrane transport.
AUGACGGGUAUAGAGGAUGUGCCCGACAAGAUCGAACCGUCCAAUCCGACCACAGUCUCUUACUGGAGAUCUGUCAUCGACCAAGGCGUCGUCACCCAGGAAAUCAUCGACUACGCAUACCCUGGCUUAGGAACAGAAGACGAGCCGUACGCGAUUUCAUGGAUCCCCGAGGACCCUGGCAAUCCAAUGAACUUCUGCUCUGUCAAGAAAUGGUCCAUUACCAUGCUGGUGGCCCUUGCGACAUUUGCCGUGUCUCUCAUCUCCUCGGCGUACACGGGCGGAGUGCAAGAGAUUAAAGAACAGUUCCGUGUCGGCAACGAGAUAGCGACGCUAGGUAUUUCGCUUUUCGUUCUAGGUUUCGCGAUCGGACCGUUGGCUUGGGCUCCGCUGAGUGAACUGUUCGGCCGUCAGAUCCUCUUCAUCGCGACCUACUGUGCCCUCACUGCCUUUACGUGUGGCAGCGCUGGAUCCCAGAAUAUUUGGACGCUCCUUGUCCUUCGUUUUCUUGCCGGUUCCUUCGGUUCCUCGCCCCUGACCAACGCUGGUGGCGUCAUCGCAGAUAUGUUCCAUGCCAAGCAGCGAGGUCUCGCUAUGAGUAUCUUCGCUGCUGCGCCAUUCCUAGGUCCUGCUUUGGGCCCGCUCAUCGGUGGGUUCCUAGGCAUUAACACCAGCUGGAGAUGGGUUAUGGGUUUUCUUGGUGCCUUCUCGGGUGCUGUCUGGAUCCUAGGUACAUUGCUUAUCCCCGAGACUUAUGCACCGGUCCUACUGCGUCGACGCGCCGAGAGACUGUCCAAGAUAUCCGGCAAAGUUUAUCGCAGCAAGCUUGAAAUUGACCAAGAAAAUAUUUCCCUCCAGGAGGCUUUCAAGAUUGCGCUGUCUCGUCCCUGGAUUCUUUUGUUUCAGGAGCCGAUUGUCUUCCUUCUGUCCUUGUACAUGGCUAUUAUUUACGGUACCUUGUUCAUGAUGUUCGCUGCUUACCCGAUUGUCUAUCAGUUGGGUCGCGGCUGGAACCAAGGAAUUGGGGGUUUGGCGUUUUUGGGAAUCCUGAUUGGCAUGACUAUUGCUGUGGUUUACACGCUUUUCGACAACAAGCGAUACGUCAAGGUCCAAGACAAGCACGAUGGAUUCGCACCUCCCGAAACCCGCCUAGUGCCCUGCCUGAUUGCCUCCAUCACAAUUCCCAUCGGCUUGUUAUGGUUCGCGUGGACUAACUAUCCCUCAAUUCACUGGAUGGCUAGUAUUGCAGCCGGCAUUCCCUUCGGUUUUGGAAUGGUUUUGGUCUACCUGAGCAUCGUGAACUACCUCAUCGACGCGUACACGAUUUUCGCUGCAUCAGUUCUAGCCGCCAACACAGUCCUCCGUUCGUUGUUCGGUUUCGCGUUCCCUAUGUUCACCUCAUACAUGUACCACGACUUGGGUAUCCACUGGGCAUCUUCAGUCCCCGCAUUCCUCGCACUCGGCUGUGUACCCUUCCCGUUCCUGUUCUACAAGUAUGGCCCGGCCAUUCGGCAACGCUGCAAGUUCGCUGCCCAGUCAGAUGCAUUCAUGCACAAGAUUCAGGAACAGGCGAACGCCACUGCCCCGUUGGAUGAUGAAACGGAACCGGAAUUCGACCUCACCGAGGCGCCCGCUCCGCGUGCUUCCAUGUCUGACAGCGCUAGCCAGUCCGAUUCUAAUGUGGAAGGGCUACCGUUCACCAAGCGCAUCCGCAGCCAUGCGUCCACGCGCACCGCUAACUCCUUGAAUCUCCAGCCUACUUAUGAGGGUAACCCGUACGACAUUGACCGUGUCAACACCCGCGAGUCCUUCAAAUAG